Podarcis muralis (Common wall lizard) is the source of this 1000-nucleotide messenger RNA. It is a transcript of the gene AP1S3, whose product is annotated as adaptor related protein complex 1 subunit sigma 3. Gene Ontology annotation, cellular component: AP-1 adaptor complex; membrane coat. Gene Ontology annotation, biological process: vesicle-mediated transport; intracellular protein transport. Gene Ontology annotation, molecular function: clathrin-cargo adaptor activity. The record is from RefSeq and is a predicted model, not a curated record. NCBI's taxonomy places the organism in Eukaryota, Metazoa, Chordata, Lepidosauria, Squamata, Lacertidae.
AGCGGCUGGGAGUUCACCUGUGCCUGCGGGGGGGAGGGGGGAAGACCCGCACAGGGCACGGGGCUUGGAGCCACCCGGGGUGGGGAGCGCCUCUCUGGCAGCCAUGAUGCAGUUUAUACUGCUCUUCAGCCGGCAAGGGAAAUUAAGACUCCAGAAAUGGUUUAUUACACUGCCUGAAAAAGAGAAGAAAAAGAUCACCCGAGAAAUUGUGCAGAUUAUUUUGUCUCGCAACCAGAAAAUGAGCAGUUUUGUUGACUGGAAAGACCUCAAGCUUGUUUACAAAAGGUACGCUAGUUUAUAUUUCUGCUGUGCAGUUGAAGAGCAGGAUAACGAACUCUUGACCCUAGAAGUUGUCCAUCGUUAUGUAGAGCUAUUGGACAGAUAUUUUGGCAAUGUGUGUGAACUGGAUAUUAUUUUCAAUUUUGAAAAAGCAUACUUUAUUCUUGAUGAGUUUCUGAUGGGAGGGGAAAUUCAAGAGACUUCCAAAAAAUCUGCAGUGAAAGCUAUAGAAGAUGCUGAUAUGUUACAAGAGACAAUGGAAGAAUAUAUGAGCAAGCCUGCUUUCUAACUAGAACCUACAUAAACAGAAAACGAGGCUCCAUACCAACGGUAUAUGCAAAAAUCUGCCUGCUCCUGGAUUUUAUUUAACAAUGAACCCCUCCCACCUCAAACCCUCCUGAAGGGGGCUGUCUAUGCAAUAGUCAAGAUGAAGGCCAGCCAUAAUAGCGCAAACAUGUAUUCUAUUUUAUAUGAGCAUGAUAGUAAACUUUCUUGGCUGUCCUGAUUGAAUGUUUGUUUUUACGGCAAUUUUUAGCUACCUGCCUCUCACUUCCAAGGAACGGAUACUAGAACACUUGAAGGAUAUAUUUAUAUGACUUUGGGUCAGUUUUUGACCAAUUCAGUGUAAUUUUGUAAAAUAAUAAUAAUAAUGAACCAACCAAAAACAUUUAUUUGAAUGUGGUCAUUUUUCUUGGAUUAAUAACAACCAUUUUGCAAAAAU